Rhopalosiphum maidis (corn leaf aphid) is the source of this 5180-nucleotide messenger RNA. RefSeq lists its product as uncharacterized. The coding region runs from base 156 to 4868 and encodes 1570 amino acids. The transcript has 12 exons. The record is from RefSeq and is a predicted model, not a curated record. Lineage: Eukaryota; Metazoa; Arthropoda; Insecta; Hemiptera; Aphididae.
AGUCACCUUUUUUUUCUAGUUUCAUUUUUACGAGUACUCCGCGAUUUCCGCGAUCAUUAUUUUUUUUUCUCAUGACAUAUUACUUAUCUCUCUUGCUCGUCGCGAAAUACUUUAAUUCUUUUAUUUUUAUUCCGGGCUUUUACUAAGGCCAUUUUAUGGCUUACAUUACGUUAGUUCCGCAUCAAGCCUACAACGUGAUGGCGUCCAUGGCAAGUUUAUUUAUAAUUCUUGCAGUUACUAACCAUAUACAGGCGGCGAAGCCGAUUUACGAUGUACCCGACACGUUUCCGCAGACAAAAACUGCAGAGGCUCAGCAUCAGCUCCCGAAUCUAGAAGAUAUCAUGAAUGGAUUCGAUGAACUCUGUCCACCGUUAGGAUUGUCGACUGAACGAUUUAAUGUGCAGGUGAUGGGCAGUCAUUCGCCGCCAAUAGGCGGAUGUGCCUCUAUGCAAACAGUCCGUCACGAUAUUAUACCAGCGUUUAAUUUGUGGCUCGGCAAUGUCCAAAAUGGCGGUGGAAGUUGCGACGAAACGGAUAUGGACCACUACAUGUUUGAGUGUUUAUCAAAACAUCCAUUCAUAGAGGACAACGAUAUUAAAGGGUGGUUUGUUACAUUAUACGACCGAACUGCGAAAUGGACCGGGCAGAAAGACUACAAAUGUGGUUUGUACUCAAUGAUCCUUGAAGACCCACCGACAAUCAAACUGGUAAUUAGUGCGAACCGUACGUGUGAGGGUUUGUCACAGAUAAUGGAAAAUGACGUUCAUACAGUGUCAGAGGGAUUGCGACAUUUUCAUGAUGGAUCUGUAGCUCUUCUUUUAACUAAAGAUUGGCCACAUCCUUUUUCUUCGUCAGAUGUCUGGAGAAAAAAGCGGUCAGCGUUAAAAGACGAUGUAUACAGGUUUCCAGAUUGGUCACAAGGGUCAUGGUUAGAUUUACAAGUAGAUGGAAGUAUAAUACGCUAUGAUACUGCCUUCCACGAAAAAGAAGAUAUUGAUUACGAAGAAGAUAGUGACUAUGGAAAAGACGAGGAUGCAGACAUUUCUGGUAGUGAACUAUACAUGCAAAGGUCACAACGAUAUAAUCCUGUUGGAAUUAGUGGCAGAAAUCGACGAUCCAUUCCAAAUAUGAAUGGUGUAAAAAUGUUAAGAACCCGGAUUACCACUAUUCAAAACAACACACGGGACAAAUUUUGGUUAAAACAUCAAUUAUUAAACGAUAUGCAGAACUUAGAUUUAUUUAAUUUUCGACGAGAACAUAGUAGUGCGUUAUCUGAAAAACAAAAAUCUUUUUUAGAAAUCCUUACAAAACUUUUGACAAUAUCAGUUGAAUCCCCCCCUGAUCUAUUUAGGUAUGAAGACUACACUACUAAAAAGACUCCGGAAAAUACAACCGUGGAUAUGAACGAUAACUCUUUAAAAAUUCCCUUAAAUCUUAAUCGUUUUCGAUCUAAAAGAGAUAUUAUGAACGAACCCGAAACAGCCAACGAAGAAACGAAAUUGCGGAAGAAAAGAUGUUUUGGAAACGCAGCAACAACUACAACAGCUCCGUAUAGGGACCUGGAUUUUGAAAAUCCACCCAAAGCGGGGGAUCCGUUCGAAUUAUUUGACAAAACUAAUAAAUACUUUGGAACAACGCGUAGCCCUGACAACCGAAGUAUUAAGAAAAGAAUGUCUACGAAUAAAUACUUGGAUUUAUUUAAUUUUCAACGAAAACGCCGUAGCGCAUUACCUGAAAAACAAAAAUCUUUUUUAAAUCUUUUUGUUGAAUUUCUGCCAGUAUUAGUUGAAUCCCCCCCUGAUCUUUUUGGGUUUGGAUACUACACUACUAAAAAGACUCCGGUAAGUACAACCACGAAUGUAAAUGAUCAAUCUUUAAAAACUCCCUUAGAUCUUAAUCGUUUUCGAUAUAAAAGAGAUCUUAUAUACCCCGAGGGCACUGUUGAAGACCAGACAGAUUACCGAGCCCUUAAUCUGCCAGGUGGCUACCGAAUAGAAUCCCGACUAUCCCGCCCUACUAUGUUUGAAAAAAAACAGUUAGACCCUAUCUCAGAAUCAGCUACAGCAGAUAGUCACUUUCAAAAUAUUCAGUCAAACUCUAUAAAUGGUCAGAGAAAUAUUUUGAAAGUAAAUAAACGCAUGAGACGCAGUUCUACACAGCAUAGUCAACAACAGCGCGCAACGACAAAAUUCACAUGGCGCUGUAUCAUGCCUGUUGAUAAUGAUGAAAAACAACUUAAUAGUCAUCAAGUUGGAGCCAAAUUCCUUACUUAUGGUGGCCGUAUUAUGGAAAAAACUGCAGAGAAUGACAAUCAUCAACACAACGAACCAAAGUCAGAUACAUUAUUUGACAUUAAAGAGGAUUCGAAAAUGUCGUAUGGGUGCUUGUGGUUAGUGCCUAGAGGACCAAACAUUAUAGAAUUUUCUAUAAUAGGAACAGGAUUGCCUGAUAAAUAUCAGGACAUAAAGAGUUUUGCACGACAGCUUUGCACGGAAAAAAAGCCAGUUGACAAAGAUAGUAAUGUGAGAAAUAUGAAAAAGCUUCAUCCACGCCGCCAUUCGUGGAUCACCGAAACACGAGCCGAUGAAGGGAAACGUGUGGCUGUUGGGUGUCCCAUACCUCUUGGUACAGUGUUUUAUGGUGAGAUCCCAGCUCCGCCACCACCUUCUACGAUUACAAACAACUCACAGCCCGCACCACCGCGACUUUGUGUCAGGUUAAUAUCUUCUGCCGAUGACUGUACGAAUGGACAAGCAGGACCAAUUGAUCAGAUGAAAUAUACUGUAUCAGAAUGCGUCGAGCGAGACUCCUCAACUGGGACUUUCCCACAAAUAGUGGCUACAGAACAAACAAUUUUUGAAGCGUCCAGAGGUUAUGCUGUCGGUGGAAGUUGGCGGAGGAAUAAACGCCACUCAGCUUCUGCAGAUACGUUGACCACUGUCUCAACUGUGGCCACUACACCGACAUCAUCCAAUACGUCAAUGUUGCCAGGUCACAGCAUUUCGACUGGAUCCACAGCUACCUCCUCGACUGCAACGACUUCAUCCUCUAUUACCCCCGGUAGCAGUAAAGGCAGCCAAAAUGCCGUAGACAUUACUACUGUAGAUCCUACGACUUUUAAUACUACUACUACUACUACCACUGCUACCGCCUUCUCGACAGAUACGUCGUCUACUUUACUACUAUCUUCGCCGCAACAGACGACUUCUCCCGAACGACAAUUACCAUUAUUUUUGACGUCGUCUAUUUCCACUACUACUACUACGACUACUACUACUACUCCUCCUCCUCCUCUUAAUGAUUUUACUUCGACGUCCACUGUUACUACAACCACAACUCACUACCCAGGUACUGAUUAUAAUUACCGUCAACAGCAACAGUGGCAGCAACAACACUCACAACCGAAUCACAACAAUAAUGAUUACUAUAACCAGGGACGACAACAACAUUAUCCCCCACCACCGCCUGGCAGCACCGGUAUAGAUCAUAAUUACUAUUAUCUACAGCGACAGCAGCAACAGUGGCAGCAUCAACACCCGCAGACGCAACUGUAUUGGUCGUCUCAACAACAUGAUAAUGGCGCUAACGACUAUGGUAACGGUUAUCAGCAGCAGAUAACGAACGGCGGCGCACACAGGACGGGUGAUUAUUACUAUCGGCAGCAACAACAAAAUUACUACAACCAUCAGUACGACAACGGUCGCCAACAACAAACGCCACAGCCUCGUAAUACGUCACUUAUGGUACAACAUCCAAUCGGUGGUGGUUGGAACGUGCACGGUGAUCGACCGCUGUACAUAAGCAGUGGUGGUGGUGGUGGUGAUAACAACCGAGAAAUACCAGUUGCUCGGAACAGCUCAGCCAGUGUCAGUAGUAGUAAUAAUGGUGGUUGGGCGACACCGGAACAACAGCACUGGUGGUAUCAACAACAGCAACAACGACAGCAAGAACAACAAAAGCAGUACCAGCAAUGGCAGCAGCAAAACAAUCGGGGUCUGGGUGGAAUUUUGUCGCUGCCGCCCGUACCACUGCCGCCACUGCAUGUAGAACAAGGUCCUGUCACUGUUUCGAUGCCUACAUCACCGCCACUCCAUCUGCGUCGACCGCAAAAACCACCAGAUCACUACUUCCUGCCAACGCUGACUACCAAGACCACUAUUAAUCAUCCACACCGUUUGCGUCCUAAGUCCGAAAGCCGAUAUUAUGAAGAACGUGAAUACAAAUGCCUCGGCCAAUGGACUGAACCACAGCAACAUAUAUACCAGGAGCCUACUCAGAAACCAAUUAUGCUGACAUACAUGUACGUAAAGCGUUUGAAUCCGACCAACAACGGAGCGGACCAGUUUGAAUGUUUUGUUGGAACAAUAAUACCCAACGACAAAGGAGCAAAUCCUGAAACCACCACUACACUCAUGUUGACGGAAGCUGGUAGUAGAACCUUGUGUAGUCGCCGAUCGGACCCAUACCAAUCUGGCAUGAAGUUGGUUGGAACCAAAAUGAACAAAGAAGGUGCUUGCAAGAGAUCUGAUCAACCAGCACAAGACACCGCUGGCGGUUCGUGGUAUCCUCUUAAACCACAGCCAAUUUCUCCAUCUAUUCCCGCUGCAGAAAGCAGUGGAGGCACAUGGUACGCUGCGCCCCCUGUUCCUGUGAUCGCACAAAGUUCGACCACUAUGAAGCCUAUCCUCACAGGCAGGCAUACCGGUGGUAAUGGAGCUUCAUUCACAUCACGCCAGAACGAACGUCGUCCACCUCCUAAAACCAACAAUAGCAUCCGAACCGUACCCGAUAAGAAGAUCAUCAUACUUUUAGCAUUCAUUCUGUUUUCUGAGCAUUUAAAUAAUAUAGGGCGUCGCUAUUUCAAUUAGAUCAUCUGAUCAACCAUACACAAAUUAUAUUUACAAUAGUUAAUAACAAUAAAAAUAGUAAUAAGUAAUAGUAAAAUCUCAAACACGAUUAAUACACUAUCUAGGCCCGGUUCAACUCAAACUCAUUUAAUCAAUAUAUUUAAUUAUAUUAUACUCAUUAAACUCAUACAUUAUGAAAUAAUAGCUUUAUAAAGCCACCAUCGUAAAAGAAUUUAAAAAAAAACUCUUAUUUUUUUUUUAUGUUAAGUUAAGUUAACAUGAAUGUAAAUAGCCAUUGUUGGCAUAUUACAUAAUUUUUUAUCAGCUUUUUAA